AUCAGAGCUCUGGUCGACGGCGAUAGAAGAGAAUACUCCCACAACUCGCUCCUAAAUCUAAUGGCGGCUUCCCGCAACUUCUAGAAGAUGGGGCGAAUCCUUUCUGCCCUUUCCCAUGUUCGUUCCCCCAGCAGCGGCGCCUUUCUCCCUGGACGAGGUUAGAUCUCUCAUUCAAGAAUAUGAAUGGCGGUCCCCUAUAUUUCCCGAGCAAUCAAUGAAUUAGAUCGAUAAUCGGUUUCUCAAUUUUGACCUCUUUCGUAUCCUACAAAAGCUUCUGCGAUUUGUGUGGUUUACUUGUCUCCUAUGUUCAACAAAUCUCGGGUGAAAUUGAAUAUCUGACUUUUUGGUAUUAGGGCUGAACAAUCGAAUUGUGAUAUCUCCUCCUUUUUUGUGGGUGUGUUAAAAGAAUCUGAGUCGGGAGCUUGGGUUCUUCCAUUUUGGUCAAAAAGAUUAGGCAUUUGCUUGCCGGAGAAUGUAAAUCUUUGUUGGGUUUGGCUCUGUUCAGUUGCCCUUUUCUUGAUUGAUGGAUGCACAAUUGCACAUAAAGUCUUGUCGCCCUCUUUCAUUCUGGAAUUUGAUCUAUAGGAUCCUGAAAACUAAUGAUGGAAUUGUGGAUUGGUUUAUCUGAUCCUAUAUCUAUAUGGUUGUUGAUAGCUGCUUGGCUUCAUCCUUUAUCAUGUUAAUAAUAUAUUCUUUCGUGACAGAAGGUGGUGGUCAGCUUCUUCCCUCUGCUUGUUCAGUACUCACCAGGAAUGACUUCCAAUGGUGAAGUGAAAAUUUCGAGCUCAAUCAUCUGAUUCAGCAACAGGGGUCCGGAUAGUAUAACAACACUAUAAAUAAAAAUUAAUCCUACGCAUUUUCUUCGCACUAAAAUCAAAAUCUCCGCCGUCGCCGUCGCACGAUGGCCUCUCGCUCCGUCCUCCUCCGACUGAGAUCGCAGCUCCUGCGCUCCACGAAAAUUACGUUCGCUGCCGGCUCCUCUUCCUCCUGCACAAGCAUCUUCUUCUCCUCUACUCGCCAGAUCGCCUCCGCCGCCAGAUCGGAGCGGUUGAUUCUCUCAUCGAUUUCAUAUCUCCGCGCAGUUUACAACGAUUCCGCCUUGAUCUCAGGUCCCCGGCUCUUAUCGACGGCGCGGCGCCACCCGGCACGGCCGAAGACCGUGGACAUCGGAGCCCGAGCUCGCCAGAUGCAGACAAGGCGGCUGUGGACCUACGCGCUCGCGUUCAGCUGUGUGGCCGGGUUCAUCGUCAUCGUCCUGAACAAUUUCCAGGACCAGAUGGUGUUUGUUCAGGGAAGGUCAUUCGGUGGUGGUGGAAGGAUUCGUGAGGCCGAUUACGGAGGAGUUGAGGAAGGAAUCGGGAAGCAAGAGUGUUUCUGAGAAAGCCAGGGGUAUAGAUGUUUACUUCUCGGCGACGGAGCUUUUGGCCAAGCACGACGAGAAGUAUAUGCCUGGGGAAGUUGCUGCUGCGAUUGAGAAGAACAAGAAGAAGCUGGAAGAAGAUAAAGAAGAAGGAUCAGCAGCAUUGGCAGUAGUAGAUGAGAAGAAGUGACGAAUUGGGUUUGUCUUUCCAAAUUCUGAUUCAUUGACUAUAGAUUAUCAUCAAUGGAAGAGUUCCAUUAUUCAAGCCAGAUGAGUUGAAUUUUUGUUGGUGUAGCUUAUAUACUUGAACUAGGGAAUACUUAUUGAUUCUUAUGGAGCAGCUCCAUAGCCAUAGUUUACUUCAAUUGUUGUGUUGUUACUGCAAGUUGAUUUGAGCAUUGAUACUUCAAUUUUGUGAGGUGAAAUUGAAUAAUUAUUUUUCAUUGGAAAACUGUUGUGAUUGAAUUUAGAUAAAUAGAAGGAAACACAAUGAAUGGGUUACUUUGAUGUCAAUAAAAGCGUACCAGAAAGGCAGAAACCUCCCAAUCCAUACCACAAAUCCCCUAAAACAAACCAAAAACCCCACAAAACAUACCAUAAAUAUUCCGAAAACACACCAGAAACCUCAUAAUACAAACUAUAAACACGAUAAAGCAAACCACAAACCUCUUAAUGCAGACCACAAAUAUAUUAAAACAAACCAGAAACCCCACAAAUCAAACCAUAAAAUUUUCGAAAGCACACCAUAAACUUCUUAAUGCAAACCAAAAACCAGAAACAAACCACAAACCUCACAAAGCAAACCACAACAUUUGCGAAGCACACCAGAAACCUCCUAAUGCAAACCACAAACACAGUAAAUCAAACCACAAAAAAGCAAACCAUAAACGUCCUAAUGCAGACCACAAAUAUAUGAAAACAAACCAGAAACCCCUCAAUGCAAACCACAAAAUUUUUGAAAGCAAACCAGAAACUUCUCAAUCCAAACCACAAACACGAUAAAGCAAACCAGAAACUUCUCAAUGCAAACCACAAACAUGAUAAAGCAAACCACAAAAGGCAUACGAAAAUAUGAGAAACCAAACCAUAAAUCUCACAAUGCAGACCAUACAUCCGGUGGUUGUUGGCUGGUGACCGUCAUUCAGCAGAUUCCGACGCCGAUAGGCAUAUUCCGGCCCCGAUGACUAGAUUCCGACGCCGGUAAGCAUAUUCCGACCGCGGUGAGCAUAUUCCGGCGAUGGUGGCAUAUUCCGAUGACAAAAUAGCAUAUUCCAGCGACAAAAAAGCAUAUUCCGGUGACCGGCGUCCAGAUUCCGGCGACCGGUGACUGAAUUCCGGCGACCAAAAAUUUUGGGCCGAAAAAUAAAAAAUAUUUUUUAAUUUUAUAUAAAUAUAUUUUUCAUAAUGACAAUUAUACCCCUGCUUUGAUUUUACACUAGGUCAACUCAUCUAAUAAAAAGUCAUCACAAUUCUAACUUCCUAUUGGUUGGAGAUUAAUGUUGUUAUAAUAACAACACAAGGAGUGUUGUUAUAGUAUCUGGUCCCAGCGACAGUGCCUGCAAAAGAAAUUCUUACAGUGUCAGCAAGCCAUGAAAUAUGUUUGCAUUUCAAUUGCGACAUCUGCGGCACGUGAAAAUACAAGUACCUUUAUAAGGAGUGGGACGAACACAAGCCCGGCUUGGGUAGGGAUGGCAAUGGGUCGGGUCGGGGGCGGAUAGUGCAUAUCCGUUACCCUACCCAAAGUAGGUCGGGUUUUACCCAUACCCAUACCCACAUGUGAAACGGGUAGAAAAUCAAAACCAUGCCCAUACCCGUUCGGAUUUCGGGUAUCCACGGUUAUCCAUGGGUAAUCAUUUCUCUUCAUAACUUCAACUAAUAUGUUAAUAUUCACACGAAUUCUCACAUUACGUAAGAGGAAAAGUACGACAAUAAUUCACUAGAAUGAAAAAAAUUAAUUAAA
This is a messenger RNA of Linum trigynum, 3320 nucleotides long. The record is from the annotation of a GenBank genome assembly. NCBI's taxonomy places the organism in Eukaryota, Viridiplantae, Streptophyta, Magnoliopsida, Malpighiales, Linaceae.